This is a messenger RNA of Moneuplotes crassus, 1518 nucleotides long. Lineage: Eukaryota; Ciliophora; Spirotrichea; Euplotida; Euplotidae. The record is from the annotation of a GenBank genome assembly.
CGAACAUAGAGAUGGACUUCAUGACCAGAUUUAAAGGCAAGGUCUCCACUAUAGGUAAAGAUGGAGAAAUGGGACUCGUUGCAGGUACUUCCCAAACCAAUAUGUAUCCACAAAACUCGAAUGUUACAGUUAUGACUAAUAUUGAUAAUGCAAGGAAUUCUCAGGUGAAUUACAAUAAGAAAAAGCCUCAAGCUCCUCAAACACAAUACGGUCCUUAUACUAAUGGUGCAAUGGGUGGAGAAAUGUUUCCUAUGAACGGAGGAGACUCCAGCAAGUUUGAAAUUAUGAGUGAUGGUGCACACCCCAAAUACAGAGCCCCUGCAACAAUGCAAGAAUUUCAGCAUUCAAAUCACGAAAGUAUUAAUGAUUCACUUAGUGAUAACUAUGGAGCAAGGGGUGCUCCAAGCUAUCAUAAAAUGAAGAAUAAGCUAAACAGUAUACGAAAGCAAAACACUUCGAAUGUUGUCAACAAUGUCCUUGGAAGUAACAAGAUUAAUAAGCCUUCCAAAGCUUCAGCAGGGAGGAACAAAAGUGUUGACGAAGAAAUCGAAACAGGAAAUGAAGCUCUUGAUCAAGAAGAAAAACCUGUCAACAAGACUAAUAGAAAUAUCAGAGAGAGAAGAGAGGAAGUUAAGAAGGAUAAGAUAAAGAGUAAAUCUCAAUACAGGCAUCCCAGACCUCCAUUACCAGUGAACACUAAUCAUAAUAUUUCUAAUGCAAUCCAGAAGAACGGGAAUAGUAAAACUAAGAGAACUGAGGGUAAAUAUAAUACAGAUAUUGAAGAUGUACAAAGGCAAAGCAUGAUUCCUAGACUAUCCAAAGCUUCAGCUGAGAGGGUUCCUCAGCCUAAGAAGUAUAUUCCUGAGUCUGAAUAUGCACCUGAAAGCUCUGCUAAAAAGCCCCAGAUGAGAAGAUCUCACUCUUUUCUGCAAAAUAAGUCGAGAAAAGUGAAUCCAGAGGCCAGCAAGGCUCAUAAUUCUAGGAAAAUAGCUAAUUCUGCUGCUAAAGCAAUGGUUGAUGGGAAAGCUGAAAGCAGGAGGUCAGUCAAUUACAAACCGUACACACUGAGAGAAUAUAAAGAUAUGUUUGAUAAAGCUGAUGAUUUCGUUACUAAGGUUCGAGGAGGACUCGGUGCCAAUAUUGGAAACGAAAAAUGGCAAAAAGAACACGAAAAGCGACAGAGAAUGAAAGAAUUCGCUUCUAAGAUGAAGCAGCAGAGCCAUUUAGGUAGCGAUUCAAUUCGUCGUACCAGUCAGACACAAAAUGUGGAUAAUAGAGAAAAAUAGCAAGAGGGAUAUUGGUAUUGAGUAUUCUAAAGGAAUUUCAAAGCCUAUGAACCAACGGUUAGAGAAUCAACCUGCCAAUGUUGAUAAUUAUGAAGACCAUAAUCCAAUGUAUAAUAAUGAGUACUCUUAUCAGCACCCUCAGUAUGACAAAAUCGAAGAGCUGGAGGAAAAUGAUGAUCACUUUUCGAGUGAAAUUGAUAAACUGAAACAGAUGUUUGAUAGAAAUAACUAA